UGUUUGAAACGCGCCACGGUUAACAUGUCUAACGCCGGAGCAAAUUCUUUAAAGCAACAGGAUGGAAAGAGUCUUCUCAAAAAUGAUCAUCUUCUAAAUCUGGAAGUUGAUGUGCUGUACCAUCUAGGUUUGGACACCUCAAGCAAUGACUUGAAGGCCAUGUUUGGUGAUGUCAAGUAUGUGUGCAUGGGAGGUACAAAGUACAGAAUGCGCGAAUUUGCAGCAUACAUGGCAGUGGUACUUGAGAUUCCUCAGGAAGGGAAGCUGGUGAAUUUGACUAAACAUUCCCAAAGAUAUGCAAUGUAUAAGGUCGGACCCGUACUUUCUGUAAGCCACGGCAUCGGCAUUCCUUCAAUGACUGUCCUCAUGCAAGAGGUGAUCAAGCUGAUGCACUAUGCGGGAGUGAAGGAUCCAGAAUUCUUCAGGAUUGGCACCAGUGGUGGGGUGGGCAUCCCAGCUGGGUCCGUUGUCGUGUCUUCGUGGGGACUCAACGGGGUUUUGGAACGGACAUAUGAUUUGCCAAUACUUGGUACGACGAGAAAGUUCCCAGCCAUACUGGACAACUCGCUGUCACAAGAGUUGCUGGCAACGGCGUCACCUGACGAUGACUUCGAGAUCCACAGUGGUGGUACUUUCGCCACCGAUGAUUUUUACAGAGGCCAAGCCCGCCUCGACGGCCCCUUCUGCGACUACACAGACGCAGACAAGAUGACGUUCCUGAAGAAGCUAUCUUCGAUGGGUGUCAAGAACAUCGAGAUGGAGACAACAGCCUUCGCUGCAUUCACUGGAGAAGCGGGUAUACGGUCUGCUGUGGUUUGCGUUACUUUUUUGGACAGGCUGUUGGGCGACCAAGUAACUACCAGCAAGUCUACGCUUCUGGAUUGGCAGACACGACCCAUGACCGUCAUCGGGCGAUAUAUAGUCAAAUCUUAUCAGAAAACUAAAUCUAAGUGAAUUAAAAUCUUUGCUAAAUAAAGGUUAUUGUUGAA
Messenger RNA from Hyposmocoma kahamanoa, 989 nucleotides. Its product is annotated as uridine phosphorylase 1-like. The coding region runs from base 25 to 954 and encodes 309 amino acids. The transcript has 7 exons. The record is from RefSeq and is a predicted model, not a curated record. Gene Ontology annotation, cellular component: cytosol; cytoplasm. Lineage: Eukaryota; Metazoa; Arthropoda; Insecta; Lepidoptera; Cosmopterigidae. Gene Ontology annotation, molecular function: uridine phosphorylase activity. Gene Ontology annotation, biological process: nucleotide catabolic process; uridine catabolic process.